Molecule: messenger RNA, 1193 nt
Organism: Micropterus dolomieu (smallmouth bass)
Lineage: Eukaryota; Metazoa; Chordata; Actinopteri; Centrarchiformes; Centrarchidae
Gene: arl3l1
Product: ADP ribosylation factor like GTPase 3, like 1
Exons: 6
Coding region: 261-824 (187 amino acids)
Biological process (GO): cilium assembly
Cellular component (GO): cytoplasm; microtubule cytoskeleton
Molecular function (GO): GTP binding; GTPase activity
Source: RefSeq, a predicted model, not a curated record
CCUAAUCCCAGUCCCAUCCACCCUCCCCCUCUUCCUGCUUGCUAACUCCCCCAGCAUCAGUGAGGAACAAUUUGACGCCCAGGUAGACAUUACUAUCACAUACACACAUACUACUCAUCCCACCCAAGUUUAUAGAGGAGGAAGAGGGGGAAAAGACAGAGGCUCUGGAUAGCUAACCUCGUUGAUAACUAACACACCUGUGGGAGCUUCACUGGAGAAUGUAGCUGCAGCCCUUCGGCCAAGCCACAGGAAACGCCACCAUGGGAGAAGCUCAAAAGGGCUUACUCUCUGUCAUUGAGAAACUGAAGGGAUCUACAGAGCAGGAGGUCAGGAUAGUGCUUCUGGGGUUGGACAACGCCGGCAAGACCACCCUGCUAAAGAGCCUCGCCUCUGAGGAUGUGAACACCAUCACACCAACACAGGGCUUCAACAUAAAGAGUGUCGCCUCUCAUGGCAUGAAACUCAAUGUUUGGGACAUUGGAGGACAGAGGAAGAUCAGGACCUUCUGGAAAAAGUACCUGGAAAACACAGACCUGUUGAUUUAUGUUAUUGACAGUGCAGACAAGAAGCGGUUUGAGGAGACAGGACUGGAGCUGUCCGAGCUGAUUGACGAGGAGAAUCUAAAGGGUGUUCCAGUGCUCAUCUUUGCCAAUAAGCAGGAUUUGGCCACAGCAUCACCGGCCAGUGAGAUUGCUGAGGGACUCAACCUACAUACAUACCGGGAUCGUGAGUGGCAGAUUCAGGCCUGCUCAGCUGUGUCGGGAGAGGGAGUUCAGGAUGGCAUGAAUUGGAUUUGCAACAACAUUGUGAAUAAGAAGAAGUGAACCAGCAUCCCAAGCAACACCGACUAGAGUCUGAGAACCAGCAUCACAUAAUAAAGAAAUAUUUCAUUUAAUAUGACCUGAGAUCCUGCCCCCUUGACAGAUUUGAAUAAUUCUGUUUUUACAGUGUAUGUAAUUUUUAUGUUAUGUUUUAUGUUGCUAAUGUAACUAAUUUAAAGAAGGCUACAAUAAGUGUAUUAGGCCCCUUGUUACUCGUUGUCCUAUCCUAAAAAUGUAUGUUUUUGUUCCCAUUAUACCGAGGAUCUUUUUCUGGUCAAUCUGUGUGCUUUCUUAAAGACCAAGUUGAGUGUGUAGCGAUGUAGAACUGUUCAGUUCAGUGUGAGUGUAAAGUAUGUGUUUUGAGAUUUUUGA